GCAGCAGCGACGAUCAGCGUGUACAGCGACUGCAGUGCCAGCUGCGCCAGUCGCAGUCGCGCGGUGCAGCCGUACUCGCCGCGUUGCACCUUGUCCCGUCGCGUGCAGCGGAUGCACGCGAGGACACGGCAGUGCCGCGUGUGAAUACUGAAUAGUUAUAGUGCGAUCCCGACACGGAACGCGGACGGAGGAAGAAAGGAGGAAACGGACGGACGGACGAACGCGGUCGCCGAUGCGCCACGCGCGCCGCGGAUCGCGCAAUCGUGCGUGCGACGACGUCGUCGCGUAGAGGAUAUACCUAUCUAUCUCGCGCGGCGAACGAGAGAGGAAGAAACGUACGGUCUGUAACGUAGGGGAAGAAAUCUAGCAGCGGAGUGUCGACGUCGUCACCACCGACCGACCGACCGACCGACCCUGCGGUGAGAGAGAGAGAGAGCGCGCGCUAUUAAUACGGUCCUGUGUGUUUUUCAUCGAUACUGCCCGUCGCCGCACACGCUACGCUUAUACUCCGUCGCUCCGUCGCAUAACAGGUCGAUCGCGCGCACCAGCGCGAGAUCGCACACUACAUCGCCGCUCUAUAUACUGUCCCUGAACGGCGCGGCGAGGGAGCGAAGUCCGCGAAGCGCUGGACCUCCAUUUCUUCUGGAAGCGGCCCGAGGACGCGCGGCGGUGACAGCGUGUACAUACAUAUACGUCGUCCGUGACAAACUGUGACGGCGCGGUGUUACCAGCUCCCCUCCGCGUCCCGCCGCGGGACCACGUCGUCGUCGUCGUUGUCGUCGUGUGCGUGUGGCGUUUUGUGAAACUGUGCCCCUGCAGCCAUCCCCAGAUGCCGUCUAAGGAUCACCGCCGAGACUUUCGCCAGCCACGUGAUCGGUUCAACGUGAACUUGAUGAAACGAAGUAGAUAGAUGACAACCUUCUUAGAACAAAGGUAUGGCAAGCUUGAUGGUGAACACCUCUAGUAAAAACAGUUCGCGCAGUGGAUCUCCUAGUAGAACGACUUCGACGUCUCAACUGCAUCAGCAACAAUCGACAGCAAACUUGGAUCACACUCCAAGAUUGCGUAAUGCCCCAAUUUCCCAAGGAGAGGGUAGCACAGGCAGUGGAAGUAGUGGUGGCGGCGGUACCGGAAGUAGCCUCAACAUGAAAGCCAGCAGUAGACAAAGGUCACCGGGAAAUUUAAUUCGCACGGGGGAUGCCAUGGAUGAACCAAGUAAUACUUCAAACACUGCCGAACCAGACGAGUUUGUGCCAAAUGUUCAUCCACCGACUGAUGACGAAGGAGAACAAUACCAUACAACCCAAUCGUUCCUAUCGAAUGGCUCUUCUGAGUUGAUAAGCGAUGAUGUCGACUCUAGUGCAACACGAGUUCGUCAAGCUAUCGAACACAUUCAAAGCAAAAUUGCUAAAACGCGUGAGCAGAUAAGAAUAGAACAAACCACGCGGGAUGAAAACGUCAAUGAAUAUUUGAAAUUGGCUGCUAAUGCGGACAAGCAGCAAUUAACGAGGAUUAAAACGGUAUUCGAGAAGAAGAAUCAAAAGUCGGCGCAUAGUAUUUCGCAGCUACAAAAAAAGUUGGACAGCUACACGAAAAAGUUGAGAAAUUACGAGAUGAAUGGCGCACCGACGAGUCACAGACAACCGAGGGAAAUGUUACGCGACAUGGGACAAGGGCUUAAAAACGUCGGAGGAAACAUCAGGGAUGGAAUCACUGGUUUUUCAGGAACUGUCAUGUCUAAACCAAGAGAGUUUGCUCAUCUGAUUAAAAACAAAUUUGGAAGUGCUGAUAAUAUAAAUACUCUAUCACAUGGCUCGACUUUUUAUGUAAACGAUACACCGCAUGCAGGUAAUGGUGAUAACGCUAGCGUUGAGGAAGAUAAAACUCACCAUGGAUCGGCUACGCUUCCGGGUGGAUGCAGUCUGGGCUCUACCCAGAGCGCGGCGGCCAUGAAGUUCCCGUCUGAGGAGGGAUCCGAGUGUUCUAGCGUAACUAGCGAAAGCGGCCCCGGCAGUAGAGGACAGCCGCACACGUGUCACAGUAAUAAUGCAGCCUUGAGUCUCAAAUCUAUUUUUGCAGAACUACAGGAACACCGGGAGAACCUUGAUCGAAUGAGAGAAAAAUUAGAUAGUGUAAAGACAUUACAGCAGGAAGUGACAUAUCUUUCCCAUUCCCUCCAAGAAGAACGUUUCAGAUGCGAACGUUUGGAAGAGCAGAUUAACGACUUGACGGAAUUGCAUCAGAACGAAGUGGAAAACUUGAAGCAGACUAUUACGGAUAUGGAGGAGAAGGUGCAAUAUCAAAGCGAGGAUAGACUACGAGAUAUACAUGAGAUGUUAGAGAGUUGUCAAACUAAGAUAUGUAAAAUGGAACAUCAGCAACAACAGCAUCAGCAAUAUGUGACAUUGGAGGGUUUGGACAAUAGCAAUGCGAGAGCGCUGGUUGUAAAAUUGAUAAAUGUAGUAUUGACAGUAUUGCAAGUUAUUUUGCUACUCGUUGCAACGGGUGCUGGUAUCAUGAUGCCUUUUCUGAGAACUAGCUGUACUAAGCCUCAUUGUUUCAUGUGCAGGGUGCGUAUAUUAACGACGACAUUCGUCGUACUGGGCAUAGUGUUUGUGCUAAAGCAAUGGCCUGAGGUACAUGACGUCGGCAGCCACCUCAUGCGCCAUCUCAAGCAGACCCUCGCCAUGAAGUAGCAUUGUAAGUGAAUGAAAUUUUCACUUGGUGCUUAAUUGCCGUUAACACGUAGAGAUCACGUAGCGCGGUAUAUUUCAUACGAAGAGAACAAAAUAUGAAAGUUCCUAGAUAACUUGUCUCAGAGAAAGAGGGAAAGGGGAGGAGAGAGUGAGAAAAAAAUAUUUUAUGUAAACAGUGUUUAUUUUAGGGUGGAAUACUUAAAUUUAAAUCAAACCCUGUGAUGAAGCUGGGCUAGAUUGGACACAUUGAUUGAAACCUUGCAUCCAUUUAUCAGUGUUAUAGCACAUUGGAGCAAUAAUAGUAUGUAUACGCGUAAAUAAGUUUAUCUUGUAUCUUGGGUUGUUUAAAUUUAUUAUUAUAAGAUAUAUGUAUUUUUGAUACCGUUAUUUAAAUUGACGAAGCUACUUUGCUGUAGGAAAAUACGUGAUUUUCAAAUUAAUUUGUAUUGUACAAACUUUUAAUUAAUUUCAUUAUUUAUAUCUCCUCGUUUUGCUUUUAACUUUAUGUUCACGAUCACGUGACAUUAGCGAUCUAUUAGUGCUGAACAAAUGACACUAGAGAAACCACUAUAUUAAGGCACGAAGAAUUGUCGAAAUACUACACAGUGACACUUGGCUUGGCUAUGUGUGGCACAUUAUUACGAAGAUUUAAUUUCAAUUAGCCGUAUAUCUCUGCGUUCGUUUCUUCGAGCGAAUGUAAAAGUAGUGUAAAAGAUAUCGAGAGAAAAAAAAAAGAGCGUUAAGUGAUGCACGCCAUUGUCUUCAACCUCCACGGGAUCGGUCCAGUUACAAUUUGUCAAUGUACAAUCGAUUUGUUUUAAAUCCUCUUGGAUGUAUGUGUCGAUAAGUCAAAAAUUUGUAACAUCCAAAUCGUCCAAAUGCUAAACAAUAAUGUAAAUUAAGGCAGAGCUCUUAUAUCACUAGAUAGAUAGCUGCUGUCCAGCAUUGUAUAAAGUAUGAGGUAGCGCUGUAUAUUUACUUGUUAUUUGUAAUAUCCGAUAAAGGUGUAAGUCCUCUAGGAAAUGCAAGCUUUUUUUAAUUGUUGUUGCAUUGCAUAAAAUAGCUAGUAUAUAAAUUGAGUCGCGCAUGCAAUGAAAGGGAAAUGAAGAAUUUCGCUGAAGGCUGCAGGAAACGUUUACUUUCAAGUUGGAAAAUCGUUGGAAAAUCGUGAAUACCGAAAUUUGAGUAUAAAUAAAAAUGUCAUACACACAUACACACAUAAAUGUGCAAUGCAUGUGCUGCGCUACAUCCGAUAUCAAAGGAGGACCAACCGUCUCUUUCCUCUUGUCCUUGUCGAUACGAUUUACAUCGCGCACAUUAUAUAUAUAUAUAUAAAUGACGUUAAAGUUAUGAUAAUGAAGACGAGAGUGAUUUUCAUUAGUCCAGUGAGCGAUCUAAUCAUAAAAAAAUCAUAAAUUUGCAUGUAUAUUAUAACGAGCAUAAAGAAUUGAUCCAUGACAGUUAGUUGAAAUGAGAGAAAGACUGAAGGACUACAUUGCUGUAUAACAAUUAUGUGUUUACUUUAACAUUGGCGCUAUAAUUUUAAGUGUUUAGUAUUGGAAAUUGUAACAUUUUAAUACGACAUCAAUAUGAGAGAUAAUACCAAUUUGUGGAAAAGCGAAGUAUUUGAUACACGCGGUAAAAAUAGAAAACGGGUUAAAAUAAACAACAGCAUUCAGAAACAAGAUUUAGUAUCUGCUUUGUGUUUCUUCUUUGUAUCGUUAUUCCAUUUUGUAACCGAGCAUAAAUAUGACUUACAAUACCGGUCAAAAGUUUGGACGCAUCUGUAUACGGCUGUAAUCCAUAAAAAAGACAAAAAUAUAUAAUGUACAGAAAAUUUAUCGCGUGUAAAAACUAUAUUUGAACGUAAUUUCAACUUUAUUGAAACAGAAACACAUAACAAAAAUAAAUAUUUGUAGUCAUCUAAUUUUUAAAUUUUGUCAGUCAUAGCUUAUUUUCAUCAUGUACCCUCCUCGGGUUUUUGUCACAGCAGCACAAAUUUUUGGCAUUCUUUUUAUUAGUUUACGUAUAGCGUUUCCGCUGGAAUAGUUUCCCAAGCAAUUUUUAGAGCCUCAAAAAGUGUAGAAGAAAUCGCCUACUCUCUGACAAGCGUAUGGCACGCGAAGAAGCUUUUCUUGGUUUUUGAGGUGUUUCUGGUACAAUUUUGACAUAUUUAGGAUCAUUGUCCUGUUGAAACACGAAGCUUUUAACUACGAGGCGCUUUCUAGAAGGCACCGCAUGACAUAUUAUAAUCUUAUGAUAGUCCUCUUUUUUUUUAAUUUCAUCGAUUUUAAUUAUCCAGUAAACGGGAAGUAAUUAAAAUAGAUUAAAAUUUUUUAAUUUAUGAAGUCCAAACUUUAGAUCGGUACUGUACAUAUAAUAUUCACUGUCUUGCAAUACAUAUUUCUAGCUUUCACAGUCUGGAUGUGUCUAAUAAGCACUGUUGUUACUCAAAGCAAUCGCAGCACGAUAUACAUUAAAAUUAAAUAAUUAUUUGUACAAGGGAAAAUUUUGUCUUACUUUAGAAUCAUUUUAUCGUGCCGCUCUUUCGUCUUGCACAGAAAUUUUAAUGUUUAUCCUUAUUUCACGCUGUACGUGUUCACAACGGAGUAAUAGUAACUUAUAAUUAACAGUUCGGUAUCUGUGUCAGUUUAGAAACGUGUAUAGCGAAUAGAAUAGCGCAAACUCCUAUUCAGAAUUUUAUUUAAAAGCUGCCUGUAACUGUGUACAAAAGAGAUAAUUUAAGAGAUAAUUUAUGUCUCGUUGUAUCGAAUAUUUUAUGUUGUUGACAAUGUAUGUUGUAAAAAUUAAUUUGUAUUAAUUUAGAAGCUUGCAAUGUGAGGGAUAAGAGUGUCUGGUAAUUCAGCAAUUGACCGCAUGGAAAUUGAAGGCGUGAUAAGGUAAUUUUAUUGCAGAGAGAUAUUCAAUUCAUUCCUGAUCUCAAAGCAAAUGAAAAUUUGACUGUAUAUUCGUCACACCAGUAAAUAUUCGUUUUUCUUUCUCGUUGUCAGUCGAUUAUAAAUUUCAUCAAAUUUCAAAUCAUAUUCCAGAUUAUCUGCAUGGUAUUACUUUAAGCAGUUUAAUAAUCGAUAUACCCCCCCACAAAAAUGUUUUAAUAUUUUCAAUAUUGUUUUUCAUGUUCCUGUGGUAAAUAUUACAUUUCGGAUAAAUCGCUGUGAUUAUACUAGGUUUAUGUAUAAGCUUAAUAUUUAAGAAGCAGCUUUGGGAUCAAUAUAAACACAACUGAAAAAUACUGCAAAAAAAAAACGUAUAUGUUGUAUAUAUAGAGAUUUUUCUCGAAAACCAUGCACCGUUCAUUACAAUGUGUAACAUUCGAGGCAAAUGAAAACGCAUUGGUUUAACUGAAUAUCUCCGUUAAUAUCUUUUUUUUUGUUAUAUAAAAUACAUGUAACUAAUCUAAGAUGUAAGUCUAUUUAGUAUUAUAUAAUCAUAAGUAGCCAAAAAUAUAUAGGGUGUUAAGAAUACAUUAAUUAAUGUACAUAGCAUUAUGUUACAUUUGUAAAAAUCUUUAUCGAGUGUGAUAAACGUUUUAAUUGUAUUUCAUUGGUUCUCCAUUUAUAUGUCAUAAUUUCUCUAAAAAAGAAAUAUCUAUAAAAAUGGAAAUGAAUCCCUUUCCAUUUGUAUAUCAUUAGAUAAUACAUGAAACACCCUGUAUAUUUAUAAUUUUAGAUCAUGGUGCUUUGUAAUAUACGUAUUUAACACUACUAGGAAAUUAGAGAAUUUAUUCACGCGAUCGACCACCGAUUUACUGUGGGCCCCUGCACGCUUACAAAAUAUCGCGCGAUUAUACGUACAGGAAGGAAGCUGGGUAAUUAAAGUAGUGAAUAGUGCUCCCCCCCCCCUCCCCCCCCCCACCAAAUCGAAAUUCUAAGGGAUCGAGUUAUUAAAACAACGACGAAUGUAUUUUGUACCUCAUUGAGAACGUCGCAUAAGUUUCCGUUUUUCUACUUAAAAAGCCGUUUACAAUUUUAUAUGUAUUUUGUAUUUACGAGGCCACACGACGUGUCACAUAAAUGUGUAUCGUAUAUAAUUUUGCGGCGAUCAAUUGACGAGUCCUGUUAAAAUAGUUUGUCGUUCAACCGUAUGUAGCUUUAGGGGCCCCGUAUGUAGAUAUAGCGGUAGGCAAACAGAAUUAUUAAAUAAAUUAUGUCAUCGAUGCCUUGCGUAGGUAGUUAAUGUCAAAUUAUAGAGAUAAAUAUUCGUUGUCAAUUGUAGAACGGUAUAGGCGAAGCCAGCAGCAGUGUUAUUGUAAAAGUUGUUAUCACGUACACUCUCCAUUGUACAUAUAUAACAGCUGCGUUCAACUGGUAUUCAAGGUAAUAAAAGGAAUAUUAAAAAAAAAAGAAAGAAAACUGAACGUAAAUUUAUAUAUUCAUCUUUCGAUACGCCGAUACUUUUUACGACGCGCAUUGUUAACGACAGUGUUUUAUUGCUGCUGGUAGAGUCAACGUACCGAGGUACGUAAAUGAGCAGCCUCUUCGGCAACAUUAUUUCGUACUGUCAAAAUAAAGCGAAUUUUCACAGUAAA
This is a messenger RNA of Wasmannia auropunctata (little fire ant), 7245 nucleotides long. RefSeq names its product transmembrane and coiled-coil domains protein 2 (gene Dmtn). Bases 936 to 2696 code for a protein of 586 amino acids. The transcript has 11 exons. Lineage: Eukaryota; Metazoa; Arthropoda; Insecta; Hymenoptera; Formicidae. The record is from RefSeq and is a predicted model, not a curated record. Gene Ontology annotation, cellular component: endomembrane system.